AUGGCUGCCAUCUCCCAUAUCUCAGAGCUGCCUGGCUCGUUCCCAGCGCUCGAGUCCAUCUCUACUUUCGAAACGGCAGAAGCACUCACCGUUGCCCGAUCUUUAGCUCCCACCAUCACCGACAUUCUCUCCAAUCCGACUACGGAGGCAAUCAGGGAGAUUUUCCUUCCAGACGCGUUCUGGCGCGACCAAGUCUCGAUUUCAUGGUCCUUGCGCACCUUCUAUCCAACCACUGCAAUCGCACAGAAUAUCGUCCCACUUCUCCAGCGCGCAGACAUCGACACGUGCUCAAUCAAGUUGCUGGAAGAGCAGGUGCUCCCAGUCGACCUGCCCAAUGGAGUCUCCCUCGUCCGUAUUCCAUUCACAUUCAAGACUCGCAGGCCCGGGGCGGACGCCACUGCUGUUUUCAAAGUCGUGCGCGGGAAAACAGGCGCGAUUAAAAUAUUCACAGUGACGACCGCGCUGCAAGCUAUAGAUGCGGUUCCAUGGCGCACUGACUUCCCACCCUCAAUGGUUCCGCCUGAGCUUCCUCAGACACUGCCGAGCACAGUGGAUGUUCUCGUCAUUGGUGGCGGGCAUGGUGGAUUGAGCGUGUCGGCGUACUUGAAAGCCCUGGGCGCAAACUUCGCCACGAUAGAGAAGCUGGGAACAAUUGGGGACAGUUGGUCUAAACGAUACGAAAGCGCUACUCUCCACACGAUCCGCCUGUAUUGCGGCCUCCCUUUCGUUCCGUUUCCGGAUGAUUAUCCUGAAUACGUCCCUGCCAAGCUGAUAGCGGCCUAUUACGAAAAGUAUGCUCGCGAUCUCCAGCUUCCGGUCUUUACUUCCCGCAAUUGCGUUCAAGCCGCAUUUGACAAUGAUGAUGAGCUCUGGACGGUCAAAAUUGAGGGCCCGAACGGGAUUGAGAUGAUCAGGGCGCGAAGUUUGAUAUUCUCCAUCGGAGUCGGUGGCCGACGGCCGACGCUGCCCAACAUCCCAGGUCGGCGCUCCCCGCAGGAAUCAUUUGCAGGUGAGUGGAUGCACUCGGCGUCAUACACGGAUGCGUCGGGCUGGGGCGGCAUGCGCGUGGCCGUCAUUGGCGCCAGCACGACUGGCUGCGACGUCUCGCACGAUGCGUCUCGUGCUGGAGCCGACAUCACAAUGAUCCAACGAAGCGCCACGCGGAUAUACCCUCAAUCGCACAUCGCCGGGGUGCUGGGUCGCUUGUGGAACAAGCAGAAUGGUCCGGAGUUGGCGGAUGUCCUCUCGACGGAGGAUCCUAUCAUUCUGCAGGCGACGCUGAAUCAGUUGAUGCUCGGUCGGUUCCGGGAUGCGCAUGACCCCGCAUACUACGACAACCUUCGCAAGGCGGGGUUUUUGAUGAAGCUCGACGGGCCGCAAAUUUUCGUCCAAGGCGGCGGACAUUACCCAGAUGUGAGCAAGCCACGGAUGCGAUACAAAAUUGUUCAUGAAUUGCAGAUUGGAGCCUGUGAAGCUAUCAUCAACGGUGAAAUCAAAAUCAAGUCCGACACGACCAUCACCGAGGUCACAUCGUCCGGGCUCGUCUUCUCAGAUGGAUCAAAACUUGACGUGGAUGUCAUUGUUUAUUGCACGGGCUUCGAGAAAGAUAUGCGCGGGGCCAUCUCCGAUAUCGUGCAGAAGGACUUGGUCAGCAGUCUGGAACCCGUCUGGGAGCAGGCUGAAGGUGAAGCUCGCGGAGUCUGGCGGCCGACCGGAAACGACAAGUUGUGGAUUCAUGGCGGAGAAUUGCAGACAAUGCGGUAUUACGGACGAUUUUUAGCCCUUCAAGUCGUAGCCGAGCUGGCUGGCGUGCGACCGACUCCAGCAAGACGCGCUGAGCUCGUGUAA
This is a messenger RNA of Mycena citricolor, 1848 nucleotides long. The record is from the annotation of a GenBank genome assembly. NCBI's taxonomy places the organism in Eukaryota, Fungi, Basidiomycota, Agaricomycetes, Agaricales, Mycenaceae.